AUGGCUAACAAAAUCUCGCCUAAAAAAUGCGGUGUACUUGGAUGCACUGGCUCAGUUGGUCAGCGUUUUGUCCUCCUCUUGAAUAAUCACCCUUUCUUAGUGCUCUAUGCCAUAGGUGCAUCAGAGAGAUCGGCGGGAAGAAAAUAUAAGGAUGUUGUCAAAUGGAAGCAAGCUACUCCCAUGGGUCCCGGCGUAGAAGACAUGAUCGUCAAAGAGUGCAAAGCAUCCGAGUUUUUGGAAUGUGAUAUUAUCUUUAGUGGUCUCGAUGCCAAUGUUGCAGGAGAUAUUGAGAUGGAAUUCUUAAAAGCUGAACUGGCCGUUUUUUCGAAUGCAAAGAAUCACAGAAGAAACCCACUUGUACCACUCGUAGUACCAACUGUUAAUCUAUCUCAUUUCGGCUUGAUUCCUUCUCAGCGAAAACACUUCGGCACAAAAACAGGAAUCCUAGUUUGUAAUUCAAACUGUGCCGUAAUUGGCUUAGUCAUUCCAUUUGCAGCUAUCCAAGCGAAAUUUGGACCCAUUGACCAAGUCAGCGUUGUUACUAUGCAAGCAGUCUCUGGAGCUGGAUAUCCAGGCGUCAGCAGUAUGGAUGUUCUCGACAAUGUGAUACCCUUUAUCCCGGGUGAAGAAGAUAAGUUGGAAACAGAGGCACAAAAGAUACUUGGAGAACUAAAUCCAGAGGCCACAGAAAUCCUACAUCAAAAUGAACUGAAGAUUUCAGCUGCGUGCAACAGAGUAGCAGUGUUAGAUGGACAUAUGGCAUGUGUUUCACUUAAGUUCCGAAAAAGAUCUGAACCUUUACCAACGGUCGAAGAAAUAAAAAAGGCCUUAAGAGAGUACGUUAGUAUUGCAGAGGAAAUAGGAUGUCCUUCGGCACCUAAACCUGCCAUAAUGGUGACAGAUGAACCAGAUAGACCCCAACCUAGGCUAGACAGAAAUUUGCAAAACGGGUAUGCGAUAAGUGUUGGUCGGGUCCGAGAAGAUGAAAGUGGAAUUUUUGACUUCAAAUUUGUCGCCUUGAGUCAUAAUACCGUAAUCGGAGCUGCUGGCUCAUCCAUAUUGAAUGCUGAAGCCGCCGUACUCAAGGGAAUCAUAUAA
This is a messenger RNA of Blumeria graminis f. sp. triticale, 1098 nucleotides long. NCBI's taxonomy places the organism in Eukaryota, Fungi, Ascomycota, Leotiomycetes, Helotiales, Erysiphaceae. The record is from the annotation of a GenBank genome assembly.